AUGACCUCUGCCGCCGACCCCGUCACCGCACCUCAGUCCGCAGACCCUCCCGCAAAGCGAGUCAAGACCACCUCCGACGACGCACCCGUCCCCGCCGCCAUGGAGCCCUGCCCGCCACUCCAGGUCAAGAGGCUCUCCGACAAGGCCCGUCUGCCGACCCGCGGAAGCCUCUACGCCGCCGGUUACGACCUCUACGCCGCGAAGCCGACCACCAUCCCGGCCCGCGGCAAGGUCCUCGUCAGCACUGACAUUGCCGUCUCCGUCCCCGCCGGCACUUACGGCCGCGUCGCUCCCCGCUCCGGCCUGGCCUCUAAGAACUUCAUCGACACCGGCGCAGGCGUCAUCGAUGCCGACUACCGCGGCGAGGUCAAGGUUCUCCUCUUCAACCACGCCGACACCGACUUCGAGGUCGCCGAGGGCGACCGCAUCGCCCAGCUCGUCGUCGAACGCAUCUUCACCCCCGAGAUCGUCGAGGUCCAGGAGCUCGAAGAGAGCGUUCGCGGCGCUGGCGGCUUCGGCAGCACCGGCGUUGCUCUGCAGUAG
Messenger RNA from Colletotrichum karsti, 543 nucleotides. RefSeq lists its product as uncharacterized. Lineage: Eukaryota; Fungi; Ascomycota; Sordariomycetes; Glomerellales; Glomerellaceae. The coding region runs from base 1 to 543 and encodes 180 amino acids. Gene Ontology annotation, molecular function: dUTP diphosphatase activity; magnesium ion binding. Gene Ontology annotation, biological process: dUTP catabolic process; dUMP biosynthetic process. The record is from RefSeq and is a predicted model, not a curated record. The transcript has 2 exons.